Dicentrarchus labrax (European seabass) is the source of this 1287-nucleotide messenger RNA. Its product is annotated as histone H1-like. NCBI's taxonomy places the organism in Eukaryota, Metazoa, Chordata, Actinopteri, Moronidae. Gene Ontology annotation, cellular component: nucleosome. The record is from RefSeq and is a predicted model, not a curated record. Gene Ontology annotation, biological process: nucleosome assembly. Gene Ontology annotation, molecular function: DNA binding; structural constituent of chromatin.
UGUCGUAUCGCGCCGAGCAGGAAGACAACAUUAAGUUGACAAUGGCAGAAGUAGCUCCAGCUCCCGCCGCCGCCGCCGCCGCCGCCGCCCCGGCUAAAGCAGCCAAGAAGAAGGUUUCCAAACCGAAGAAGGCCGGCCCCAGCGUCAGCGAGCUCAUCCUGAAAACUGUGGCCGCAUCCAAGGAGCGCAGCGGCGUGUCUGCGGCCGCCCUCAAGAAGGCUCUGGCUGCCGGAGGCUACGAUGUGGAGAAGAACAAGGCCCGCGUCAAGACCGCCAUCAAGGGCCUGGUGGCCAAAGGGACUCUGGUCCAGACCAAGGGGACCGGGGCCUCCGGAUCCUUCAAGAUGAGCAAGAAGACGGCCGAGCCCGCAGCCAAGAAGAAGAAGCCGGCAGCAGCAGUCAAGAAAGCCUCCGCUCCUAAAGCCAAGAAGCCCGCAGCAGCAGCAGCAGCAGCAGGAGCAGGAGCCAAGAAAGGCAAAGCAGCAGCGGCCAAAAAGCCCAAAGCAGCGGCCGCCAAGAAGCCCGCAGCCGCUAAGAAGUCCCCGAAGAAGGCCAAGAAACCCGCGGCGGCGGCGGCGGCAGCCAAGAAAGCCGUGGCCAAGAGCCCCAAGAAGGCCACCAAGAGCCCCAAGAAGGCCCAAGAGCCCACCAAGAGCCCCAAGAAGGUGGUGAAGAAAGCUCCUGCAGCCAAGAAAGCCCCCGCAAAGAAGGCUGCAAAGCCCAAAGCCAAGAAGGCAGCACCCAAGAAGAAGUGAGCUGUCAGCAGUCUGAUUGUGUCCGACUAAAGGCUCUUUUAAGAGCCACCCACACUCACCUUAAAGAGCAAGGUCCUGGUUAUUAUUGUUACUGUUGUUAUUAUCUCCAGAUGUUAGGAGGUUUUCUAUUGUUACAAUGUAACCUGAUUUGAGGCUGUCUGUCAACACUGAUGAAGACAUAUAAAAGGUAAAAUGUAUCAUAAUGUAUUAUAGAAAACAAAUAUCUGAGGAGAGCCAGUCAGCUAAUUUAUAUUUUUCACUCUUUUAUAUUUGAGGAUUUUUCUUGUAUAGUGAUUGUAUGAAACAAAAUAUUAGAGCUGUUGUGUCUUGGAGUUGUUAUGUAACAACAAAGAAAUGUCCAAUGAUGAACUACAAUGAUGAUGAGACACAACAGCAUCUUUUAAAGGAUUGUUACAGAGCUCAGGAAGUCAGCCACAGAUUGAAGGAGUUUGGACUAAACUAUGAUCCCUGUUGGAAGUCUGUGAUGUUUGUAACCAUUAACAGAAACAAUAAACCAUCUGACCACAUUGAA